This is a messenger RNA of Mercurialis annua (annual mercury), 2016 nucleotides long. RefSeq lists its product as uncharacterized. The record is from RefSeq and is a predicted model, not a curated record. The transcript has a single exon. Bases 1 to 2016 code for a protein of 671 amino acids. NCBI's taxonomy places the organism in Eukaryota, Viridiplantae, Streptophyta, Magnoliopsida, Malpighiales, Euphorbiaceae.
AUGCCAGGAAAGCACAGCAAGGACGCAGAAAGUCAUUCAUCCAACAAGAGGAAGGGAUCAGACGAAAGGAGCAACAUCGACGAGAAAAUUAAGAACGCCAUGAAGAAGUAUCAGAAGGAAGGCGAGGGAACAGAGGAGGAGCGAGAGGACGAAAACUCCCCACUCAAUUCAGAGAUACAGUCGGUAAGGUUUCCUUCGAGGUUUAUAUUACCAACUUUUGAGCCUUUUGAUGGAACAGGAGAUCCGAAAAGCCACAUCUCGAAGUUUAAGACAAUCAUGAUGCUACAAGAUGUAACUGAUCCUAUACUGUGUAGAGUGUUCCCUGCGACGUUAAAAGCAUCGGCGCAAAAAUGGUACUCAUGUCUCAAGGCAGGGUCAAUAAGUUCUUUCUCCGACUUAGCAUCAGCAUUCAAAGCAAGGUUCAGAACAAAUAUCACCAUGCAGAAGAGCUCCAGCGACUUGAGGAAGUGCAAGCAAGGAGAGCAGGAGACCCUCAAAAAUUUCGUAGAAAGAUUCAACAAGGAAGCAGUUCAAAUCGAAAACCUGAACCAUGACACAGCCAUCGAAGCAAUGAAAAUGGGAAAAAAUUUUGAAGAACUCCGUGACAAGAUCCUGAUGAAAAAGCCAACCACCUUUCAAGAGUUAAUGCUAAUCGCUCAUAAAUAUGUGGAACUAGACGAAGCCCGAAGAACCCUCACGAAACAACAUGAGCACACCAAGCAGGAUAGUUCCAGAUAUCGAGGAAAAAAGGAAGAAGAAAGGCCACGGACUCAGCGAUAUGGCGCAGGGCACAGACCCUACGAUUUCACCCCGUUAAAUAAAGCCCCAUUAUACAUACUCAGCUGGAUGAAACAAAACCGAGUGAUGUUCAACACACCCCGGAAGAUGGAUCCUGACAUCCAGAGAGACAAGAGCAAAUACUGUCGUUUCCACGAGGGCUAUGGCCACGACACGGACAGAUGCUGGGACCUCAAGAGAGAAAUAGAGCAGUUAAUUCAGUCUGGACUUUUGAAGAAGUUUGUCAACGACAGACCCGGAGACAAAAGGAAAGGGGAGUCAACAGAGAAAGAGGAACAAAACAAGGAGCAGAAAGAGGUCGCAGGCGUAGUAAACGUGAUAGAAGGAGGAGAGCCCUACAACAGUAAUCAGAAAAAGAAAAGGAACAGAAGAGGGUCGGCCACGGUGUUCGCAAUUGGAAGAGAAGUAAUCCCUGAGAUAUCGUUCGGGCCAGACGAUGGACAUCGCGUGAAGGGACCACACAACGAUGCGUUGGUGAUAGAAGCCAUAAUCAGAAAUCACCUAGUAAAACGGAUACUGGUAGAUGAAGGCAUUUUUAUGAACCUAUUAACCUUGGAGGCAUUCAAAGAGAUGAAAGGCUCAGCAACAGACCUGCGGAAGUCCUCAGUCCCACUAGUAGGCCUGGGAGGGGCACCAAUACGUCCGGAAGGAACAGUGAGUUUAUACGUAGAAUUGGGAAACAGAAGUGAAGGGCCAGUCAAAAAGAUGCAUGCUCAGUUUAAUGUAGUAGACCUUCCCCUGGCAUACAACAGCAUACUUGGCAGACAAUUCUUAUACCAGUCGGGAGCAGUGACUAGCAUUAGACUGCUGACCUUGAAAAUGCCAACGUCAUCAGGGAUAGUAGUAGUCAGAGGAGACCAGGAGAUGGCUAAGGAAUGCUGCUUAGUAACGACAAAAGAAGAUGAAAGCUUGACUAUUGAGGAGUUCCCAGGAGACGCAGUAGAAGAGGAAGAGUCACAAGGAGCAGAACCAGUAGGCGUUAUGAAAGAACUUCACCUAACUGAGACCAAGACUGUCAAUGUAGGCACUGAUGUACCAGAAAAGAUAGCCCAGGAACUAACAGGGAUACUAAAAAAGAACGUAGAGUCUUUUGCCACUGAACCAACAGAGAUUGUGGGAAUCGAUCCCAAAGUAGCGUCGCACAAGCUGAAUGUGAUCCCAGGGAGCGUACCCAAGGUCCAAAGAAGAGGAGAUUCACUGAGGAGAGGCAGAAGAUAA